GGCAACAUUGCCCGAGACAGUCUGGCCGAUCUGACAGUGAAACGUUACAAAUUUAAACGCCUCUAAUCUUCCCGAGGAAAACGCUGAAAUUGUGGAAAAUGCAAAGGAAGGGUAAACCCGAUGUCGAGCUCGAAGAGCAAUUCAUCCUCAGACUGCCCCAGCGACAGGCAGACUCAAUUCGGACCAUUCUUCGCACCAAGCCGCAAAAGCUGAAAAACACCCUGAAAAUUGACCUCAACAUCGCCACAGGAGUGGGCGCAGUCAUCGUAGGAAGAAAGCGACUGUCGGCUUAUCUCAUUAAACUGCCCACAAUCGUGGAAUCCUACAAGACAAACAUCGUUGGCGACCGUUCCACUCUGUUCAAAACCGCCGACAUUACAAUGAUUGUGCAAUGCACUGAAGAGCCCCUGAAUCAAUUCACAGCAGAGUCUCCGCACGGGUACACGUUGCCACUGAAAAAUGUAAGGAGGAGACGCUUCAGGAAGACCCUGGUGAAUCCUGAAGUAGCUGAGGAGGCUGAAAUGGUUAACAGGGAGUUGUAUUACUUGCUCAGCACCGAUCUGCAAGCGACUUCCACCAGAUUUGAAGUCCAGUAUGAGAACGGCCCGCCGCAAACGAGUUGCCAAUUCGAGAAGUUGCUGUUUGGACAAGUGUCGUCCAGCGAUUCGGAGAUCGAUGUGGAGGACUAGGAUGGAGAAGACUCCUCAAUUUUUUGUAUUUUUAUUAAGUAAAAACAGACUUCCUCUAAAUUACUCACUAA
Dendroctonus ponderosae (mountain pine beetle) is the source of this 760-nucleotide messenger RNA. Its product is annotated as transcription initiation factor TFIID subunit 7. Gene Ontology annotation, molecular function: RNA polymerase II general transcription initiation factor activity. Gene Ontology annotation, cellular component: transcription factor TFIID complex. Bases 99 to 689 code for a protein of 196 amino acids. The transcript is spliced from 6 exons. Gene Ontology annotation, biological process: transcription initiation at RNA polymerase II promoter; RNA polymerase II preinitiation complex assembly. NCBI's taxonomy places the organism in Eukaryota, Metazoa, Arthropoda, Insecta, Coleoptera, Curculionidae. The record is from RefSeq and is a predicted model, not a curated record.